Acipenser ruthenus (sterlet) is the source of this 3184-nucleotide messenger RNA. RefSeq names its product cytochrome P450 2K1-like. The transcript is spliced from 9 exons. Gene Ontology annotation, biological process: xenobiotic metabolic process. Gene Ontology annotation, molecular function: iron ion binding; heme binding; oxidoreductase activity, acting on paired donors, with incorporation or reduction of molecular oxygen, reduced flavin or flavoprotein as one donor, and incorporation of one atom of oxygen. Gene Ontology annotation, cellular component: intracellular membrane-bounded organelle; cytoplasm. NCBI's taxonomy places the organism in Eukaryota, Metazoa, Chordata, Actinopteri, Acipenseriformes, Acipenseridae. The record is from RefSeq and is a predicted model, not a curated record. Bases 154 to 1665 code for a protein of 503 amino acids.
CAAAAAAUCAACAACCUUUACCUUGAUGAAGUCCUUCUGAAGCCACGCCCACUGUGUGUGCUGCUCUAUUUAAACACUGCCCAAACCCAGGAGCGUUAUUCUGAACGCUGAGCUAAUUAACAGAGAGCCCAGGUGUCUGUGUUCCUGACAAACAUGUCUGUGAUUAGCCUGCUCCUAGCACACACCGCCACGGUGUCUCUGGCUUUAGUUUUAACUGGUUUUAUAUUUUUAUACUUUUACUCGAAAUCCUCCAAGUCGUCUAAUUACAACUUCCCCCCCGGCCCGCCGGCUCUACCUGUUAUUGGGAACCUGAACAUUUUGGACCUGCACCAGCCACACAAAACGCUGAGUAAGCUCUCGGAGACGUACGGCAAUGUGUUCACCUUCCACAUGGGUCCCAAGAAGUACGUGGUUUUGACAGGCUAUGAGGCGGUCAAGGAGGCUCUAGUAACCCAAGCAGACGACUUCUCAGAGAGAGGCCAGACGCACACUACAGAAGAUUUAUCUAAAGGCGGGAAUGGUAUUGUCUUUGGUAAGGGGGAGUCCUGGAAGGUGAUGCGUCGAUUCACCCUCUCCACUCUGCGGGACUUUGGGAUGGGGAAGAAGACCAUUGAGGACCGGAUCAUCGAGGAGUCCCAGAGACUGGUGGAGGUCUUCCAGUCCCACAAAGGAAAACCCUUUGACCCCCAAAUCAUCAUCAACUCUGCUGUCUCCAACAUCAUCUGCUCUAUCGUGUUCGGAGACCGCUUCGACUACGGUGAUGCACAGUUCCUGAAUCUGCAAAGAAUUGUGAAUGAGUCUGUGAAGCUCGGUGCGAGCCCCAAAACACAGCUGUAUAACAUGUUUCCUUUCCUGGGCUUCUUCCUGUCUGAUCACAAGAAGGUGCAAACAAACAGAAUAAUGCUGCUGGAGUACUUUAGAAAUGCAUAUAAGGAUUGUAAAGACAGUGUGGACAGCAAUGACCUGAGGAGCUUCAUCGACACGUUCAUCUCCAGGCAGAGAGAAGAGGAUGCCAGAAACUCAAACAAGUAUUUCCACGAGGAUAACAUGGCCAUCACAUCAGCGAACCUGUUUGCUGCAGGGACUGAGACCACCUCUACCACCCUGCGCUGGGGGCUGCUGCUCAUGAUGAAGUACCCCCACAUUCAGGACAAAGUCCAGGAGGAGAUUGAGAGUGUGAUUGGGAGGGAGCGCCCCCCGCAGGCCGAGGACAGGAAGAGCAUGCCCUACAUGGACGCCGUGCUGCACGAGAUCCAGAGAGUGGGCAACCUGGUGCCCAUGAACCUGCUGCAUGAGACCGCAGGGGACACCACCUUCCGGGGGUACAGGAUACCCAAGGGUACCCCAGUGAUCCCGCUGCUCUCCUCCGUGCUCUCUGAUAAGACACAGUGGGAGACCCCUCACCAGUUCAACCCCAACCACUUCCUGGACGCGCAGGGCAAGUUUGUCAAGAGAGAUGCCUUCAUGCCCUUCUCAGCAGGUCGGAGGGUGUGUCUUGGAGAGACCCUUGCCAAGAUGGAGCUCUUCCUCUUCUUCACCAUGCUCCUGCAGAAGUUUCACUUCCGCCCGCCCCAGGAGGUCAGCCCUGAGCAACUCGACCUCACCCCCACUCCUGGCAUCACCUCCAGCCCCCAGCCCUUCCAACUAUGCGCCCUGAGCAACUGAGAGACCCUGUGGCACUGCGACCCUGCCUUACUGCAUCUGCUAGACCUUACUACAGCCACUGACCCCUCACACUGGACCCUUUUGAAAUUAGGUCGUCAGUCGAUUAAAAUUUUUGAUGGUUAAUUUAUGGGCAUUAGAAAAUUGAUUCAGUACCGUCGACCAAUCAGCUUCCAGUUCUAGCGGGCUCUAAUAGAUGGUAGAUGCCUGCUGGAACGUCUCAACGCCAACUGUGAAUCAAAUUUAAAAUCAAUCCGCGCAAGUGCUGGCUUUUUACUUUUUGACUUGCUGUAUUUUUAAGCAUAGUUCACAUCUAUUGGACAGUAAAUACUAAAAGAAACAAUUGGUCAAAAUUAAUUUUAUUAUCCACCAAAACCAGCCAAUCAAUACUUUGCAUCCACAAAAGCAACCAAUCCUGGACCUGCUAGUGCCGAGAGCUGAUCACUAUUGCUUCAUUCAUAUAUAGAUUCAGGAGAGAAAGGCUUUGGCUGAAGGUAAAAACAUGGUGAGUUAGGAGGCAUUUUAGAGUGGUAUUAUAAAUAAGGGUUUAAAUCCCUAAGUUAAUAAAAAAUAAAAAAACAAUUUACUAAAUAAAAACUCAUUGUUUUUCUCUUUUAUAUGUAUGUGAUCCUUUGUUUUUUAUUUAAAAACAUAUUCAGCACUAUUUUCUUAGAACGUCUUUACUCAGCUGAAAGGUACCCAACGAAUCAGUACAAGUUCAAGGUAAAUCUAGGUUUUAAGGUGUGUUUUUUUUUUUUUAAAGAAAACAAUAGUAAAAAUAAUUUUCUAAUAGCGAUAGUGCCCUCUCGAUGAUGGCUCUACUGUGUGAUAGUUGACCUUGACUUUCGACUUGCACUAUCGCUUAAUUGGUUGAUUAAUCAGUAGGUUAAUCUGUGCACAUUUUUAAUAAAGAGAACGAUAUUAUAGCGGCUGUUCUGCAUAGUAAUUAAUACUUAAAAAUCAACAGAAUCUUAAAAAUAAUAAUAAUAAAUAAGCCCAAUGGGGAAUUUGGUCUUUUUAAAAGCAUUUUUAUUAUUUUUAUUGUAGUUAAUGUAACACAUUUUCACAGCACAUCGGUUGUUUCCGUAGCUACGUACUUGGCUUCCUUCUUGUACUUCUGCAUCUAGCAGAACCUGAGGCAGGAAGAGAUGAAGCUGUUUGCAAUCUUGUUACAGGUACCCGAGAACACUGUGGCUAUUGAGAAGCGAUUGCUUAACAUGCUGUCGUAGUCAGAGAUCAGAGAAAGCAAUUCCACAUAAUUACCUCUAUUUCAAGAAAAUGGAUUCGUGACCAAAUUGACUACAAUGUCUCUACAAUGUGUUAGUAUUUUUGUCAUUAUUCUUAACAGAAAAGGAAAAGGCCGAUAAUUUUAGGGAUGUUAAAGUUUAAAAAGUAUGACAAAAAAAUGGCCUUAAUAUGAACUUUUUUUUUCAAUAAAUUUCCAGUUUUUGAGUUAAAUAAAAACAAACAUAUUUGCUUCAUGUGAAAAUUGGUCUUAUUCAAUAAAACAUUCAUAGUUAAA